GAGGAGAGAGGAGGAGGAGGAGAAGGGGGGAGCGUUUGCAGGCAGCAGGGAGCGGCGAGUGUGCGGCGGCGAGAGGAGGAUGAAGGUCUCUCCCUCCUGCCUCCAGACCGGGCGCUGAGGGUGAACGUGGGGGCAGCCUGGCAGGGGGUGGCCUGCUGUCCCUGUCCCCCCACCCCUGAAGGGACAAGGACGGACCCCCCAGCUUUGGCAGGUCCGAGGCCAGCCGGCCCUUUGUCUGCGGGCGGAGACUCUGCCCCAGCCAGAUGUGCGGGCAGCUGUGGCACGGAGCGGGUAGGAGAUGACAGCGACGCCGCGAGACGGGAGGAGAGUCCAAGGGCUGGGAUCCUAUUGCUUGUACAAACACCCAGACUGUUACAGCAUCAUCUCGUGUGCAAAUCUUUGCACAGCCAGCAGAGCUGCAGCCCGUCCUGUGCUGGGCAAAAGUGAUUGAGCCCGGUUACAGACACAACCCACGGAGAAACAGCCCAACAGCAGCGCUGGGGAGUCCUCCCUGGAAAACGGAGUUUGGAACAAGGGCCCCUGCGAGAGAUGGAGAAACGGGUCUGUGCUUGGGGACACGUCUCUUCCAGAAGCCCAGGCAUGACCUCGAGGAGCUCAAAAGAUGCAAACAGGAGCAAAAAUGAACCAUAUGGAGAGGAAGAAAAGGUGAAGCUCUGACUGAAGGCACCGGCCCUGCUCAGGGUGCUACGUGUUCUCGGUGGGGUGGCCGGCAGCAGGGGCUGAGCGGUGCCCAGGGCUCGCAUGGAGCAUCUUCUCCCGUGGCUGCUGUCCCCACCCGGCUGUCACCGCAUCCCCCGCUCCAGAUGUGCCCCGUGAGCCUUUCCUGCCUGGGAGGAAGCCGGUCCCACCAGCCGAAAAUGCGACGCUUGCAAACCAGCUCCCUUCUGCUCUGCGUGGUGGCCGCCACCGCCAUCCCCACCGUGCCCUGGAAGGUCCAGUGUCCCCCGCAGUGUGUCUGCCAGAUCAGGCCCUGGUACACCCCCCGCUCGGUCUACCGGGAGGCUGCCACCGUGGACUGCAAUGACUUGUUCAUCUCUGCUGUACCCCAGGACCUGCCGGAGGGGACCCAGACCCUGCUCUUGCAAAGCAACAACAUCGGCAGGCUGGAGCAGAGCGAGCUGGACUAUCUCAGAAACCUCUCGGAGCUGGACCUGUCACAGAACAGCUUCUCCCACGUCUGGGACCUGGGGCUGAAGAGCAUGCCCCAGCUGCUCAGCCUGCACCUGGAGGAGAACCAGCUGUCGGAGCUGCCCGACGGCAGCUUCCCCGGGCUGGGCAACCUGCAGGAGCUCUACCUGAACCACAACCAGCUCCGCAGGAUCGCCCCCCGCGCCUUCUCCGGGCUCAGCAGCCUCCUGCGCCUCCACCUCAACUCCAACCUGCUGAGGACGGUCGACAGCCGCUGGUUCCAGAUGCUCCCCAGCCUGGAGAUCCUCAUGAUCGGAGGCAACAGGGUGGAUGCAAUCUUGGACAUGAAUUUCAGGCCCCUGUCGAAGCUGCGGAGUUUGGUUUUGGCUGGGAUGAACUUGAGGGAGAUCUCGGACUAUGCGCUGGAAGGGCUGCGGAGCCUGGAGAGCCUCUCUUUCUACGACAACAAACUCGUGAACGUCCCCAAGCGGGCCCUGCAGCAGGUCCCUGGCCUCAAGUUCCUGGAUCUGAACAAAAACCCGUUGCAGAGGGUCAGGCAAAGCGACUUCACCAACAUGCUGCACCUCAAAGAGCUGGGGCUCAACAACAUGGAGGAGCUGGUGUCCAUAGACCAGUUCGCCUUGAUCAACCUCCCCGAGCUGACCAAGCUGGACGUGACCAACAACCCCAAGCUGUCCUUCAUCCACCCCAAAGCCUUCCACCACCUUCCCCAGCUGGAAACCCUCAUGCUCAACAACAACGCCCUAAGUGCCUUGCAUAAGCAGACGGUGGAGUCGCUGCCCAACCUGCAGGAGAUCAGCAUCCACAGCAACCCCAUCCGCUGCGACUGCGUCAUCCGCUGGGUCAACAGCACGGAGAACCGCAUCCGCUUCAUCGAGCCGCAGUCCACGCUCUGCGCCGAGCCCCCCGACCUCAAGAGGAGGCACAUUCGGGAUGUCCCCUUCCGGGAGAUGACCGACCGCUGUCUGCCUCUCAUCUCCACCAAGAGCUUUCCCUCCCGCUUAGAGGCGGCGGAUGGUGACAACGUCUCCUUGCAUUGCCGAGCUCUGGCGGAGCCGGACCCGGAGAUCUACUGGGUCACCCCUUCGGGGGUGAAGCUGAUCCCCUACACGGAAGACGGGCGGUACAAGGUGCACCCCGAAGGGACGCUGGAGAUCCAGGGGGUCUCGGCUCGGGAGGCCGGGCUGUACACCUGCGUGGCUCACAACCUCCUCGGGGCAGACACCAAGAGCGUCAGCCUGACGGUCAACCACUCCUUCCCGCUCAGCCAGGACAGCCUGGAGCUGGUGGUGGUGGACGUCCAGUCCUACCACAUCCUGCUUGCCUGGAAGCCGCAUCUCAACACCGUCUCCUCCAACCUCACUUGGUCCAGCUUAUUGCUCAGCCCCAACGUGGACACGACCAACGUGGCCCGGAUCCCCACGGGGACCCACACGUACAACAUCACGCGGCUGCACCAGGACACGGAGUACUGGGCUUGCCUCCACGUGGCCUUCGUAGACUUGCAGGCCAAGGCGGCUUGUGUGAGCGCCAGGACUAAGGAGGCCGCCCGGCGCUCCUGGCUGCCACAGGGCGGGCAGGGCCUCCUGCUGCUGCUCCUGGGGCUCCUGCUCCUCGCCGCCGUCCUCGCCGCUCGCUGCGGUGUCGGGACGGAGCGCCGGGGCUGCCGGGAGCUGCCCGGCGGAGCCGCGGCCGUGCGGGUGGUGUAUCCGGGGCCGCGCGGGGGGCAGCUGCUGGCCGUGCAGGUGCAGGCGGCCGCCAUGGACUGCUGAGGAACGCGGCGGCUGGGGGGGGUGGGGGGGAGAGGGAGAAACUAUUUUUUACCAAAAAACCAACAAACCACCACACAAAACUGAGCAAAAUAAGGAUUUCCUGGACUUGGCCACGAGUCAGGGCGGGGAGGGGGGGAGCGGAGCUGGCCGCGGGGCCAGCAAGGCCUCUUGGUGGUCCCAGCGGGGUCUGGAUCGGUGUGGAGGGUCUGAUCUGUGCUCGGCUCCCAAAAGCAGCUGGGGGGGCUCCGAGGGGCCCCAUCCUGAGGGGGAUGAUGCCCCGAGCGGCCAAAGAGCCAUAGGGAUGAUCACCCCGUGUCCCCCGGCACCAACAGGCACCCCAGCGGUGUCACCUCCUUUGCUGGACAGUCCCUCGUUUGGGAAUACAAACAACAACGAGAAAGCCUUUCCCUUUGGGGUACAGGGGGGUUUUGUUUCCUUUUAUUUGUUUCUUCUUGGUUUUUUGAGCACUCGGAUAAUCAGCCACAAACCCGGCCCCGCUGCCCCGUUGUCCGCUCGCUGCCCGGCCGGAGGGGAAGGGGGCACUUGGGCAAAAUAAACAGGAAUGAUGAUGGUGACACAUCUCUCAGUUGGCAUCCCUGGGGGCUGGGGUUGAUGGGAUCCUGUAUUGUCAAAGCUGUUUUGUAAACUUUUGUGGAUAAUGUUGAAAAGAGGAAAAAUGGAAAGAAAAGGAGAGGGAGGAAGCUCUUGCUUUUUUGGUUUUGUAUAAAAAAGAAAACAAAAAAAGAAGGAAA
Molecule: messenger RNA, 3694 nt
Organism: Columba livia (rock pigeon)
Lineage: Eukaryota; Metazoa; Chordata; Aves; Columbiformes; Columbidae
Gene: LRRN2
Product: leucine rich repeat neuronal 2
Exons: 4
Coding region: 825-2942 (705 amino acids)
Cellular component (GO): extracellular matrix
Molecular function (GO): protein binding
Source: RefSeq, a predicted model, not a curated record